UGUAUCGUGUAAGGAAAGCCAGGGGAGACGUUCAUAGCUCCACAUUCAUCCCUACCACUACUUAAAUGUAUUUAUUUGUAUUUGGUGACGACCAUGGCGCACUGGCUUUAUCAAAGGCUUUUGUGCGCUUAAAUCCGCCGUGAAAGUCAUACUCUCGCGUGGUUCCCUGACUUGACAGCCCCUCUCUCUCCUUCUCUCUCUCUGACAGUUGGAGCUGCCCCUCAUCACAACAUCAACCAGGGCGUUACUUGCAGCCAGACGACGCUGGACAAAUACACCCCCUGGGAGGCCACUGUUAUCUCAAAGAGGGCAGCCGUUCCUUCCUACGCGGACAUGAAACGUUGAUGUGAUGAAAAUGAACAAACCUAAAAUGGCCUCAGAGAAGGGUGUUCCCAGUACCUCCAAGGUGCAGAUACUACUGGCCCAACUGGAGAAGAUGACCGGCGACUCCAUGGUGAGAGAUCCCGAAACGAGCCGGCAGAUCACGUCCAAGCUUCUUCAUCUCAUACAGACACAAGAGAAGACUGGAAAGGAGGUGAUGUCCAAAGGCACCAGUGGCAUUGAGGUCAUCCUGUCUUCGCUAGAGGUCAGUCACUCCUCACGUUGCCCCUUUUGAAACAAACAUCUGUCGGGUUUUGAAAACGCAUGGCAUCUUUAGUAAUGAUUUGGAGUGCAUGGGAAAGGGAAAACGCUGUGGCCACGCGGUCAUUUAUCAACAAGUUUGUCGGACAACACGGCAGCAACAGAACCAAUGUUGUCAUCGCGCUGAGGAGCAAAUUGCUCAGACUGCGUGAAGACGGCUGAUGAGUUCAUUGUAAGCAACGGGAACACGCAUGAGACAUUUUAAAGCGGAUGCAGAGCUAGAUAGAGCUGCAGGAGGAUGCUGAUACUUGAAAUGCAGCCACUGCCAUCUUGUGUGAGUUAAUACAAACACUACAUCAGAACGUUGCCUACAGCCAUGGCUAUGAAUGCCAGUGUUUUUCGACACGGCACCAAUUAGGAACCUCUUUCUGACAGACGAUUCGAUUCGUGAUACACAAGUUGCGAGACCAUUCAACAACAAUAUAUUUUAAAAACAGAACAAUUCGAUACCAUUUAGAUUGGAUGUGAUUCUGAUUCAGUACGAUUCUACGGUUACAUUUGUUGAUGUCAACACUAAUCUUACAUUACAAAAUAAAGUCGCCAAUUCUGUAAAAGUAGCAUUCUUACAGAAUUUUCAAAUGUGUAAAAGAGCACACCAACCGCCGGGCAAACUUUCAAGCGCAAUGAUAAAAAAAAAAAAAAAAAAAAAACACUUGUAAGUAACGUGUAAAUAACUACAUUGAAUCUUCUGUGAGUGGAUAGCAAUUUUGGAAAUGUGGGCCUUUAUUUAAUACAAAAAGUAAUAUCGUAAUAUCCCCCAGUUUUGCAUGUUUAUGUUGUUAGUUUGACAGUCCUUGAACGUAGCAUCUAACUUUUGUCCCACGCUGCACAGACCGACUACUACAAUACCGUAAGUUUACCCUUUUUCUUUCACCUCAUAUUUGGUCUCAAACGCUGAUCCUAUGUGGGAAUGCAUGAUGAUUGAGUGAUAAUUUGCAUAUUUGUUCGGUGCACAACCUCAAGGUAAUUCAUGCUAGCGCACAUCAAACAGCGACGCAUAAUCUUCUCUCUGAAAAACCAACUGCAGACGCACUGGAGGAUGGUGGCUCUGUGUUCAUUUAGUGCUUUUAAUUCGAUCUUGUUCCUGUCUUCCAGUCUUUUACACAAUAAAUAAUAUCAAUUGGAUCGCUGUAAAGUAUGCGCUACUACUAUUUACAGUACAUCCAUUCUCGUUUUCAGUCAUGCUGAGCUACGGAGAAUGCGUGACAAUCCUUUCACCGGUAGCCCAGGCUCCCUCGUUGUUUCAGAAACGCACUGUCAACCGGUUGCUAAUCCUGCGCUACCCGGUACAUGUUUUCACUGAUUCUUACCGACCCAGGAGGCUGCUACUGCUUGUCAAACCGCAUAUCCGGCCACCGCGGUUAACCGUUCACAACCCUACUAAUUAGACACCCCAGAAAUUGUUCACUCGUAGACACGCACCAGCGACUACAGGAGACUCGGUGGUAAUGGUAAUGCAUGAUCAUGUGACCCUUGACAGAGCACCCGGGACGCCCAGACCAUCUUGAACAUCCUGUGCAUACUCAGUGAGCUCCUAACCCUGGGCAAAGGGCGCCGGGUGGGAGUGUUUGUAUCCAAAGGUGGAACGGGAGUCUUACUGCGCAUUCUAAUCAGCGCCAGUAAAGAGUUUCACCCCAGCGAGGAGCUCAUGCUGCAGCUUCACUCCCUGCUGGCCAAGGUGGGCCCGAAAGACAGGAAGUUGGGAGUGAAAGCCCGUCUGAGCGGCGCUCUAAACAUCACCAUCAACUUGAUCAAGAAGAACCUCCAAAACGUGAAGCUGCUUCUGCCUUGUUUGCAGGUUCUCAGGGUUUACUCUGCCAACAUGGUUAACGCCAUAUCGCUGGGCAAAAGCGGAGCGAUCGAGAUCAUGUUCAAGAUUUUGGCGCCGUACAGCAAGAAGAACACCAGCCUGCUCAAGGUCGCCGUGGAUGCACUGGCAGCUCUGCUCAAAUCUAAAACCAACGCUCGCCGGGCGGUGGAGGCAGGCUACGUGCCCACCCUGCUGGCACUCUACAUGGACUGGCACCGCAACGACACGUGGCAUCGUCACACGGCCAUCCGCAAAGGCCUGCUGGGCUGCCUGCGCAACAUCACCAACACCAAAGUGGGCAGGAAAGCCUUCACCGAAGCCGACGGCAUGCGUAUCCUCUACAACUCGUCCAGUGAGUGUCUCACAGUGCGCACCCUGGAUCCUCUGGUGAACACUUCAAGUCUCAUCAUGAGGAAGUGCUUCCCCAAGAACCGCCUGCCUCUUCCCACCAUCAAGUCCGCCUUCCAUUACCAGCUGGCCCAUGCGCUGGCUUCAGGGCCUGUGGCGCAGUUAUACAGCCAACCUCCCGGGGAGCAACAGCACACUGUCAAGAGUGUGCCUACAGGAAGAACAAAUGCUCAACUCUGCAUCGAGCCCUUAAAGAAGGUGGACGACGUGGUGGACGACAGCGACGACAACGAGGACACGGAGGCAGACACGGAGAACGACACGGAGAACGAGGAGGACGAGAAGGAUCCUCGCUCUUUGAAUGACGAUAUCGAGAAGGACAUAAACAAGCUGCAUCCCCAAAAGAGCCCAAGCCGACCUUUUGAAGAGUUAAGAGUCUACGAGAGGUUUUUCGUGGAGCUGUCGGAGGACUUCCAGGGGUAUAACUUUGAUCGCUCCACCACAUCUUCAUCAUCCUCAGCCCGAACCCCUCGGACAGUCAUCGUUCCCACAGCUCAGGCGCUCUCCCCGAACCACGUGACCACGCAGAGCUCUCCGGUGCUCUGCGCCCCUCCCAAAGGUCAAGACCCCCAGUCGCUUCUCUCCGCUGCCCCGGCUCUACAGCUGGACACCCUGCGCUUCAGCAAGGAGCGAAACAAAAAAGAGGAGGCGGAGCAGGAACUCUCACACGUGCUGGAAUGCGUCUCCCUGAAAACCGAGGAGUCUUUAAACAUCGACAAGCAGAAAGGAUCUCCCAUCAGCACACAGAGACUCACCCAGUCUCCUCUGCUUUUGGAGGGCAUCGCUAUUCGCUGUUUGGCGGGAGGAGGAGGAGGGUCAGACUGCGGGUCAGAGGCCGCAGAGGAUGAAGGAGCUGUCUUGGAGGUACCCGACACGGCCCAGCUCCUCCCGCUGCACGACCUGGACCUUUACGUGGACAUGGUGAAGGGGACUCAUUCUGUACCUCAGUACACUGAAGUGGCCUACCCAGACUACUUUGGACACGUGGCCCCCACGUUUAGGGAGCCCCUCUUGGAGAGAGUUUAUGGCGUGCAGAGGUCUAAGAUAUUCCAGGAUAUUGAGAGGUUGAUUCACCCAAAUGACAUCUUGGAUAAAAUAGUUUAUGACCUCGACAUUACCAGUUGUCCUGUCAUUGAAAGCGAUGGCGAGUCGUUGAAAUUCAACUCUCAGUUCGAGUCCGGCAACCUCAGGAAGGCCAUUCAAGUCAGGAAGUAUGAGUAUGACCUGGUGCUGAAUUCGGACAUCAACAGCAACCACCACCACCAGUGGUUCUACUUUGAGGUGAGCGGCAUGCGUGUGGGAGCCACGUACCGCUUCAACAUCAUCAACUGUGAGAAGUCCAACAGUCAGUUCAACUACGGCAUGCAGGUGCUGAUGUACUCUGUUCAGGAAGCCAUCAGUGGCAGGCCUCGCUGGGUCAGGACAGGAACAGACAUCUGUUACUACAAGAACCAUUUUGCCAGGAGUUCCAUUGCGACAGGCGGUCAGAAAGGGAAGUCCUACUACACAAUGACCUUCAGCUCCAGCUUCAGCCAUAAGGAUGACGUCUGCUACUUUGCCUACCACUACCCGUACACCUACUCGUCUCUCAAGAUGCACCUGUCUAAGCUGGAGGCGAUGAGGACUCCCGAGAUCUACAUGAGACAGGACGUCCUCUGCGAGACACUGGGGGGAAACAGCUGCGCGCUCCUCACCAUCACCGCCAUGCCGGAGUCCAACUCCGUUGACCACGUUUGCCAGUUUAGGAAUCGUCCGUUGAUCUUCCUGUCGGCCAGAGUGCAUCCCGGCGAAACCAACGCCAGCUGGGUGAUGAAGGGCACGCUGGAGUUCCUGAUGAGCACCAGCCCGCUGGCAGCCAGCCUGAGGGAGGCCUACAUCUUCAAGAUAGUGCCCAUGCUCAACCCUGACGGAGUCGUCAACGGCAACCAUCGCUGUUCUCUGAGCGGAGAAGACUUGAAUCGCCAGUGGCAGAACCCCAAUGCCGAGCUCCACCCGACCAUCUACCACACCAAGAGCCUGCUGCAGUACCUCACACACACGCAAAGAGCACCGCUGGUGUUCUGCGACUACCACGGCCAUUCCAGAAAGAAGAACGUCUUCAUGUACGGUUGCAGUCUGAAAGAAACAGUCUGGCAGUCUAACAUCAGCGCAGCAUCCAGUGACUUACAUGAGGACCUGGGAUACAGGGCCCUUCCAAAGAUCCUCUCCCAGAUCGCGCCGGCCUUCAGCAUGGCCAGCUGCAGCUUUGUGGUGGAACGCUCCAAAGAGUCGACGGCCCGCGUGGUUGUGUGGCGGGAGAUCGGAGUGCAGCGCAGCUACACCAUGGAGAGCACCGUCUGCGGAUGUGACCAGGGGAAAUAUAAGGGCUUUCAGAUUGGCACCAGGGAGCUGGAGGAGAUGGGAGCCCAGUUCUGCGUGGCCCUGCUGAGGCUAAAGAGAAUGACGGGCCUCCACAACCACCAACACCUGCUGGACCUGGAGAGCGACCUCAUCGGCACGCAGCCCAAAGCAGUCAGCAGCUGCCCCACCACCUACGUGAUGGACGAGGACGAGCCCUCCUUCCUGGAAGCCAUCGACUACAGCGCCGAGAGCAACGACGAGGACGGCGAGGCCGACAACGAGGCCGGCGCCGGCGGCAGAGAAAUCCCGGAGACUCCCGACUUGCGCCCGGAGCGGCUGUCGGACUCGGGGAGCGGUCACGACGCCUGGAAAUGUGGGCCUGUCGCCAGCCAAUGACUUCUAUUUUAUUUGACUUUGUUAUUUAUUUGUUUUAAGCUAAAGUUCAAUCCCCGCCCAAAAACCCUCCACAUACACUCACUCAGUGAUGCUUCCUCGGCGUCCCGUCAGGGUGCAGCGUCUAGGAAACACAAAAAGUCACACUUUUUUCCAACCUCAGUACAAAAACAACAGGUUGUAGGACCCCCUCCUGUUGGUGGGAAGUGAAAAGGGAUUACGUUGUGCUGCAACUGUGAGACAAUCCCCCACAAAAUAUGAGCUUUUCCCACCCUCUUGAUGCAUUUCCUUUCUCAUAUUUUUGCAUAGGCAGUCAUGGUGGACAGAAGAAGGGAAACAAGCCAAGGACAAAACAUAAUGACCUGGGGGUGGUAUCGGAGGCUCACACAGACCUUCAUUUUGGAUCCAAAGCUAUCUGAGCUGCCUGAGAUUGACCCCCCCCUCCCCACACCUGCUGAACAUCUUGACAGACCACCAUUAAACUCACCCUUGACCUGCCGUCUCAGUCCCACCCUGCACCUGAACCUUUUUUACUCCUCCAGCAAGGGGUUGGGGGCGCGCGAGGACACUUCCUGUUUUAAUUACCCGGUCGUCUAACCUCACCCACAAGUGUCCCCGUGUGGACGAACGACACUUGACCUCACGUACUCGUUGUCGCUGCAACACCCCCCCUUUCUUGAAGUGCACAUACAGUGGAACCUCUAAAGUCGUGCAAUUCGGAAUUUGACCCAAAAUUGUAUAAUAAAAAUAAUAAUAGACGCAUGACGUCAUGACACGCCUCAGUCCAGAGCAUCCAAAAUGUAAAGUGUAGCUGCUCCAGCCUGUUGCUUUUUAUUUGUCUUUUAUCUGACGUUUAUCCACCAAAAAUAAGACGCAUUUUAAGCCGCGGGACUCCAGUUAAGGUAGACGUUUUUAUGUUUUACACGGGUGCGCUUCUUUUUACGCUUGCGUGACAAGUGAGAAUGUUAAAUAGUGAGACGCAUCGGCGACACGACUUUACAUGUUCUUACGUCUGAACAUCAACAGCCGUGAACUUAUGACGUUUCUUGAACGACUUCCGCGUUGCCCAACAUGCUCAAUCACAACUACAGUGGCACGAAAGCAGAGGUGUCCAAAGUGCGGCCCGGGGGGGCCAUUUGUGGCCCACGACACAUUCAAAAAUGAUCAUUUCACAAGGAAACGCCAUCCACCCAUUUUCUAUGCCGCUUCUCCUCUUUAGGGUCACAGGGGUAUGCUGGAGCCAUAAGCCGCAUGUGCCCACGUCAUAAAGUGACAUAUUGUGGUGCGCACGAGUCCGUGAGGACCACGCAGCCAAUCAUGAGCUUCACGACGAGCUUGUCAGCCCAUUUGAAAUUGCAGGAGGUCUUUACUCCAUACAACAGGUUUCAUCUGACAAACAACAUUAACUCAUCACACAGCAAAUAACACUCAAACGUUAUACCUCUGAAAUAUACAAACAUGUAUCAAUACACGUUUUUUUAUGGAACCCCCCCCCCAACAUUUUAAAGUGUUCCCAAAAUGCAUUUCGUUGAGAAAACCAUUUUAUUGGAGAGGAGCAUACUUGUAGAAAAUGGCUGCAAUGCUGCUUCUGUCCACCAGAGGACCAAAAGACAGGGAAACGGUGACGGAGGGAGGGUGACGUCAUUGCAACGGCCCGAUGAAUGUGUUGCUCAGACGUAAUGCAUUAUGGGAAACCUUUCAAAUGUUGCCUUUUUCUUUAUUUUAAAGUCACAUUUCGAUAUUUGUAUAUACACCUCUUGAGUAUGAAGUUGCCGUGUGCUGAAUUUAGUGCUGUUACUAAAGCGUCUUUAAAAGAUGACACCGUGAGCCAGACUGUUUAUAUACUGACCUCCGUUGACAAGUUUGUUGUGAGUGUGCUGAUAGCUCGUGAUUGGCUCCUGCCAAAGAAAGAGCUACCGCUUUCUCACUGAUUUGCAGAUUCGAAUUUAGCCAUAAAUGAGCCGCACUGCUCUAAAGGCUGCAAGGUUCAAAGUCGAAGAAAAAAGUAGCGGCUUAUACUUUAUGGGUCAUUUCUGGGUAGUGAUCUGGGGGCUGAUUCAAAUGUUUCAUCAUUUGACAGCUUUUACGCUUGUAUGAGCGUUAAGAAUGUUAAAACCUUACUUACUUAAAACAUUGCAUGUGCAGUUAAAGCUUUGAGGAUGGUCACAGUUUGACCCUUUGACAGGUGAUUUGGAUUAUUUCCUUUGGAGGUGAAUUGUCUCCAAAUUGCCGCGGACCUCAGAGGUUCAACUGUACUUCGUUUACCUGGCUGGAUCCAAAAGGUGUUUAUGAAACAACACAAAUGUUGAAUGUUGAGACAAGCAAAGCGUGUACAGGUGGUCGAUGACGAGCAGCAACACACACAACUAGCACAGGUCACGCCAUAGCGCACUCAUAGCAGCACCUGUCAACUUUAUAGUUCAUUUUUUGCACUUUGAAAUGUCACUUUUCACCUGUAGCGCCACCUAGAGCUCGUGUUGCUGAUGUAUUAGUCUGCUGGAAUCAAGUUUGUACCUUUAUACUCCACUGUGUACAGUAUAUAUACUUACUGUAUGUGUGUGUGUGUGUGUGUUAGCUAUAUACGGUAUCAACACAACCCCCAUGGUGCUUUUGUCCAUUGCUAUCGUAACUUUAUUUCAUUGUUUCUCUUUGCUUCAUGUAUUUCUAUUUUGCAUUUGCCCUUCCUCAUUGCUCUUAAUUUAUUGAAUGUUAUGUUUCUGGGAUGCAACCUGUGUGUGUGUGUGUGUGUGUGUGUGUGUGUAUAUUGUAUGAGGCAUUGCAGCUCGUGAGUGCCUGUGUGUGUGUGUGUGUGUGUGUGUGUGUGUGUGUGUGUGUGUGCGUUGUGUACAACUUUUAAGUUAUUCCAUUAUUCAAGCUGUGCUAAUGCGCGUUCCCUCUCUUCUAUUUGAUUACACCCCCCUCCAUCUAAAGCUUCUCCAUCUUUUUUUUAUCUUCUGCUUACUUUUUAUUUCACUUAAGUGAUCGUGUGUGUGUGCGUGCGUGCGUGUGUGUGUGUGUGUGUGUGAAAUGGGAAAAAACAAGUGGAGAUUUAUUUUAAGUGUUCAGGCAAAAGUGACAAAUAAAAUGUGAAAGUGA
This is a messenger RNA of Dunckerocampus dactyliophorus (ringed pipefish), 8689 nucleotides long. RefSeq names its product ATP/GTP binding carboxypeptidase 1 (gene agtpbp1). The record is from RefSeq and is a predicted model, not a curated record. Gene Ontology annotation, molecular function: zinc ion binding; metallocarboxypeptidase activity. Lineage: Eukaryota; Metazoa; Chordata; Actinopteri; Syngnathiformes; Syngnathidae. The transcript is spliced from 26 exons. The coding region runs from base 2291 to 5596 and encodes 1101 amino acids. Gene Ontology annotation, biological process: protein side chain deglutamylation; C-terminal protein deglutamylation; proteolysis.